Molecule: messenger RNA, 970 nt
Organism: Oryza sativa Japonica Group (Japanese rice)
Lineage: Eukaryota; Viridiplantae; Streptophyta; Magnoliopsida; Poales; Poaceae
Source: RefSeq, a predicted model, not a curated record
AGCCAAGCACCACACGCCGACGCGAACCAACCAACCGGAGAGGAAAGGAAAGCUCGGGAUCGGAGCAGUAGUAGUACUAGGACGACUCAACGACGACGAUGCUUCGCCGCCGCGGCUUCUGCUGCUGCUCCGGCGCACCCGCCGCCGCCGCCGCCGCCUUGCUCCUACUGGCCGUGGCGGCGGCCGCCCCCCGCGCCGCCGGGUUCCACCUCGGGGGCGACGAGAGCGUCCUCGUGCGGGGCAUGCUCGCCGCGAUCCGCCGCGAGCAGGCCGAGGCGGAGGACGCGGCGCGCUUCGCCGUCGCGGAGUACAACAAGAACCAGGGUGCUGAAUUGGAAUUUGCACGGAUAGUGAAAGCCAAGCGUCAAGUUGUGACUGGUACCUUGCAUGACCUGAUGUUGGAGGUAGUUGAUUCUGGAAAGAAAAGCCUGUAUAGUGCAAAGGUAUGGGUGAAGCCGUGGCUAGAUUUUAAGGCAGUCGUCGAGUUCCGUCACGUUGGGGACUCCCAGUCACAGUCGGCCACUGCUGCUGAUGAUAACGCUGGGCAAGUUGUUUUUCCAGAUACUGCUGAUCCCACUGUGGCAUCAAGGAACGACCUGCACAACACUGAGAACAAUAAAGUCUCUGUUGUCCUGUCAACCUUUUCUCAGACAUACUCGGUGUGAAUCUAGCUCCAUGGAGAGGAUAUGGAAGACUUGAGCUUCUGAGAGCUAGCUGUCAGUAAUUUGUGAAGUAAAGUAGCUGUUAUCCUUUUGUGAAGUUUUCCCCACUGUUAUGGAAUGAUGUCUAGAUCGUAAUAUGCCGUUGAGCAGACAUGAGUUUGACAUCUGGAGUGUAUAUUUGUUGCUGCAAACUGCAAAGUGAACACUCCCAUGUAUAUUCCAUACCUUUCGUUCCCAUGCAUGUAUAUAAGGCAUUACUGCUACCGUUGUAUGGUAUACCCGCUGCAUGUGUUUGCAUUUCAUCGAUU